AUGCCACAUAAAAGGCGAACGAAUAAACACAAAUGGAUUGUCGAUAGAAUAUUGAAUCAUGCUAAUUCAUCAUUGUUAGAUGGAAAAAAAGUUGUUCGACGAAAAAAUGUCAAAAGUCAUGAACGUGUUCCACGCAAGGAUAAUGUCAGUGAACAGAGAUACAAUCAAUUAUUGCAAGGAUCAGAUAAUGAAGAUGAUAAUGACGAUAAAAAAGAAUUCAAUGAAAAAAGUUUAAAAAAUCACAUAGCAAAUGAGAUGAGAUCAUCGUCAAUGUUGAUACCAAAGAAAAGUAAAAAGAAUAAAUAUUUUUUAAAAAAUCAUCCAGAAUUUUUAACUGUUGAAAAAGAUCAUAUUAAAUAUAAACAAGGACAAUCGCAACCACAAGAAAAGCCGAAAAAGAGAAAACUUAAUGAUGAUAUCAAAGAUGUUGUUCAACCGGAAAAGCUAAAGAAACAACAACAACCACAAGAAAAGCCGAAAAAGAGAAAACUUGAUGAUGAUAUCAAAGAUGUUGUUCAACCGAAAAAGCUAAAGAAACAACAACAACAGAGUAACGUUAGCAUCGAUGAAAAACCAGCUAAACUAUCUGCUUGUGAUAAAUUAUUAGCACACAUGUCAUCAUCACGUUUUCGUUAUUUAAAUGAACAACUCUAUCGUUCAACAAGUUCUCAAGCUGAAGAAUUAUUUAAGUCUGAUCCACAAGCAUUUUAUGCAUAUCAUCGUGGGUUUGACGAUAGUAUGAAGAAGUGGCCGAAUAAUCCGUUAAAUGACAUUAUUAAAUAUGUAAAUAAACGAUCAUCUAAAUUAGUUAUUGCCGAUAUGGGUUGUGGUACAGCACAAUUAGCUCAAAGUGUGAAAAAUAAAGUGUACAGUUUUGAUUUAAUUGCAUUAAAUGAACAUGUUCAUGAAUGUGAUAUUUGUCAUACACCAUUGGAAAAUGAAACAAUUGACAUUGUCAUAUUCUGUCUAUCUCUUAUGGGUACAAAUAUGAAUGAAUAUAUAUUUGAAGCAUUUCGUAUAUUAAAAUUACGUGGUAUGAUGAAAAUUAUUGAAAUAGCUAGUCGAUUUGAUAAUGUUAACAAAUUUAUUAGAAAAAUUGAAUCAAUUGGUUUUCAGUGUUCAAAAACAAAUACAACGAUUAAUGAUAUUGGUAAUGAUGGACAAGUAGAAGGAGGAAUGAAGAAGAAGAAAAGUAAACAAAAACUACCAACAAUAUAUUUCUAUACUUUUGAUUUUAUUAAAAUUUCAAAUAAAAUUCAAUCACACCCAAUUAUAACACUGACACCGUGUCUUCAUAAAAAAAGAUAA
This is a messenger RNA of Didymodactylos carnosus, 1308 nucleotides long. The record is from the annotation of a GenBank genome assembly. NCBI's taxonomy places the organism in Eukaryota, Metazoa, Rotifera, Eurotatoria, Philodinida, Philodinidae.